This is a messenger RNA of Pseudozyma hubeiensis SY62, 1806 nucleotides long. RefSeq lists its product as hypothetical. The record is from RefSeq and is a predicted model, not a curated record. NCBI's taxonomy places the organism in Eukaryota, Fungi, Basidiomycota, Ustilaginomycetes, Ustilaginales, Ustilaginaceae. The coding region runs from base 1 to 1806 and encodes 601 amino acids. The transcript has a single exon.
AUGCCAUACACACCUCCGCGCUCGUCUUGCGCCCCGACAUCAGCUCCCUUCGAGCUCUCGCUGUCUACGCACCCCAACAAUCCGCACCACCGAUCCUCGCUUACGCCCGUCGCCUUUCUGCUACGAGCAGCGCUCAUCACACCGCGCAAGCUCGCCAUCGCUCAUCCUGAACGCGGCUACUCGUUCACCUACGAACAGUGGGCUGCACGAUGUCUGUCCCUCGCCUUUGCUCUGCUCUCCGUCCCCGGAUUCAAGACGGGCGAUCGCGUGGCGGUCAUCUCGCCCAACGCACCGCUCAUCGCUGAUGCGCAUUGGGCUAUUCCUGCUGCGGGAGGUGUCAUCACGCCGAUCAACAUUCGAAACACGCCCAAGGAGGUUGCCUAUGUGCUCGAGCAUUCCGGUAGCACCAUCAUCCUCUGCGACCACGAAUUCACCAACCUCGUGCCCCAGAAUCCUGGUCCAGGCGUCACGGUCAUCAUCAGCAAGGAUUCCGGUGGACAGGACUCGAGCGACGAAUACGAAACGUUCCUCGAUCGUGGAUGGCAGGCGUGGCAGAAGGCGGAACAGGCCGAAUUACAAAAGUACAAAUCGCGCACCAAGCCCAGUGCCGAACCCAAGAUUGGAUGGAAGCUGCUGUAUGCGCCUCAAGACGAAGAACAGCCGAUCGCGCUCUGCUACACCUCGGGUACGACCGGUAGACCCAAGGGAGUGCUGACGAGUCAUCGAGGAGCCUACCUGUCUGCCGUAGCCAACGCAUUCGAGGCCAAUAUCACCCAGGACAGCGUCUACCUUUGGGUGCUUCCCAUGUUCCAUGCUUGCGGAUGGACCUACCCAUGGGCAGUCACCGCAUCGCUGGGAACGCACCACACCAUCCGCAAGGUAGACAACGCAGUGAUCUGGGAUGCGCUUCUCAACCACGGCGUAUCGCACUACUGCGGUGCGCCCACCGUGCAGAUCGGACUCGUCAACCACCCGGCAGCCACCAAACUCAACCGUCGAGUCAACGUUGCCGUUGCGGCCUCGGCUCCUACCGCCAACCUGCUUGCGAAGAUGGAAUCGCUCAACCUUCACCCGGUCCACGUGUACGGUCUGACCGAGACGUACGGUCCCUUUACGCGUCGCUACUUUGAACCCGAGUGGGCCAAACUCGACGUCGACGCACGAGCGAGGAUGAUGGCUCGUCAGGGACACUCGUACCUCACCUCGGACGAAGUUCGCGUCGUUCGAACCGAGAGCAGCACCGAUGCGAACACCGACGAUCUGAUCGACGUCGAACGAAACGGCAAAGAGACGGGCGAGAUCGUCAUCAGAGGAAACAUGACCAUGCUCGGAUACUACAACGACACCGCCGCCACGGACAAAGCCGUCAUGAAAGGUUGGUUCCACACCGGAGACCUCGCGGUGCGACAUCCCGGAGGAGAGAUCCAGAUCCUCGAUCGAGGCAAAGACAUCAUCAUCUCGGGCGGUGAAAACAUUUCCUCACUGAUGGUGGAGCAGGAACUCGCGGCUCACAAGGACGUAUUGGAGUGCUGCGUCAUCGCACGCCCGCACGAAAAGUGGGGCGAGAGAGGUCAGGCGUUCGUGGUGCUGACAGAACAGGCAAAGCAAAAGCUGGGCGAUGGUGUCAAGCAGAAAGGGGCAGAGCAGAACAAAACGUUCAUCGACGAGCUGAAGCAUCAUUGCAAGGGGCGCAUGAGCGGGUUUGCGGUGCCAGAGUGGUUCGAUGUGGUGGACGAAUUGCCCAAGACGAGUACGGGCAAGGUGCAAAAGAACGUGCUCAGGGCGAGGUUCGCUUCCAAGUUGUAG